AUGGACACUAAUCAAUGUGCAAAGGUGUGGGAAGGCAUGAAUGCCCAUGAAUCCAAGAAGCAAUUCAUAUGGUACCUCGACGAAUAUGCGGUCACACCCUCCGGUCGCCAAGAUUGCAUUUCGCGUUGGAAUAGAGGAGGUAGCAAGCUCAUGGCGAUAGCAGCGAACUCCGUCCAAAAUGAUAUUUUUGUACUCGCGUACAAUACGGACGGUCAGCAAAAGUUGCACUGCUCGCUGUUUAGAUUAAGCACCACAACGCGUGGUAAUAAAGUGUACGAAACCGGCCAGCAAGUUCUUAUGCAUCUCAACCAAUGCAUUGCAGGCAAAACAACAAGGAUCGAAACGACCACUCGUGCUGAGAUUCUGCGGGAAACACUACCCGGCAUCUCGGCAUUUGUCCACACGGGGCCGUUGCCCAUCCGCAAAAUGGAGACAACCGGACAAGUAUGCCGACUAUUAGCAUUGUUAAUUAGCUCGGCAUCCCAGAUCCCAACCCAGGAGAUACACCGUGUGCUUCAGGUGGACAUACAUGACGACAGCAACAUAGACACGAAUUAG
This is a messenger RNA of Peronospora farinosa, 558 nucleotides long. The record is from the annotation of a GenBank genome assembly. Lineage: Eukaryota; Oomycota; Peronosporomycetes; Peronosporales; Peronosporaceae.